Messenger RNA from Papaver somniferum (opium poppy), 1620 nucleotides. Its product is annotated as subtilisin-like protease SBT1.4. Gene Ontology annotation, biological process: proteolysis. NCBI's taxonomy places the organism in Eukaryota, Viridiplantae, Streptophyta, Magnoliopsida, Ranunculales, Papaveraceae. The transcript has a single exon. Bases 1 to 1620 code for a protein of 539 amino acids. Gene Ontology annotation, molecular function: serine-type endopeptidase activity. The record is from RefSeq and is a predicted model, not a curated record.
AUGGCUCACCACUAUAAGAAAGCGUCACGAAUAGACACAGUAACAGCAACAAUAUCUUCAUUAACUCUGUCCAUAGCUGCUAAUUUUCUACUACUAUUACUUGUUAUCCCUUCCUCACUUUCUCUAACUGAUGAUGAGCAACCACACACCUACAUUGUUCAUGCCUUCAAAUCUGAUAAACCUUUGCAUUUUGCUUAUCACGCUGAUUGGUAUCACACAACCCUCAAAUCUCUUCCACCUUCACCUCAUCCUAAGAGCAUCAUCUACACGUACACUCGUGUUAUUAAUGGUUUCUCUGCUCGACUAACACCUUCUCAGGCUAAUCAUCUCCGUAGCAUCCCUGGAAUUUUGUCCGUCAUUCCUGAAAAAAUCCACCAAUUACACACAACUCGGACUCCAGAGUUUCUUGGUAUGUCUGCGAAUUCCAUGGGUCUCUGGUCCUCAUCAAAUUACGGUGAUGAUGUUAUCAUUGGUGUUAUUGAUAGAGGAAUCUGGCCAGACCGGAGGAGUUUUAGUGAGACUGGUCCAGAUUUCCCCAAAGAGUCUUGGAACCGAAUGAUAAUUGGUCCGAGAGCUUUUUAUGAAGGAGCUGAGGCUCAAUUUGGUCACUUGAUUAAUGAAACUGGUAAAGAUUCGAGAUCACCUAGAGAUAUGGAAGGACAUGGUACACAUACUGCAGCUACCGCAGCUGGAUCUGCUGUCAAGAACGCCAAACUGUUUAAAUUAGCUACUGGAGAUGCAAAGGGAAUGGCACCGAGGGCAAGAAUUGCUGUUUACAAGGUAUGCUGGAGUUCUGGAUGUGCUGAUUCAGAUAUUUUCUCUGGAUUUGAAAAAUCUCUGGAAAAUGGUGUCGAUGUGAUAUCUUUUUCAGUCGGUCCUAGUGUAGGGGACAAUCCGUACUACCAUGAUACAGCAGCGUUGGUAGCUUUUGCUCCUAUGCGGGAAGAAGUUUUAGUUUCAGCUUCUGCACGAAAUUCAGGCCUUAGUCUGAGUACUGUCUCGAAUGUCGCCUCAUGGAUGUUUACUGUUGCUGCCUCCACGCUUGAUAGGGAAUUCCCAGCCGACGUAAUUUUAGGUGAUGGAACGGUUAUUAAUGGUGUUUCAUUAUACUCGGGUAAUCCACUUCGAGGACAAGAUGUGGAAUUAGUCUAUGCCGGUGAUGUUGGUAAUGAAUAUUGUUUUAAAGGAAAUUUCAACUCUACAAUUGAAGUUACCGGGAAAAUGGUUUUUUGCAAAAGUGGUUAUACUCAAGGAACUGCUAAAGGGUAUCCAGUGAGAAUAGCUGGUGGAGUGAUAGCCGUGAAUGUAAAACAGUGGGGUAAAGGAUUUAUCCUAGACCAAUUUCAAACUCCAGCAACACAGGUGACUUAUGAGGAUGGAGCUAAGAUAUUGAACUAUAUCAAAUUACAGAAAAAACCGACUGCUACUAUCAAAUUUCGUGGAACCGUAAUUGGUGGUUCGACAUCCGCUCCCAAAGUGGCUCCAUUUUCUAGCCGUGGUCCGAACAAUCUAAUAGCCCAGAUACUCAAGCCGGAUAUUACCGCGCCUGGUGUUAAUAUCUUAGCCGCUUGGACCGGAGCUGCAUCCCGACCAACUUGGACCUCGAUCCAAGACGAGUAG